Molecule: messenger RNA, 855 nt
Organism: Aspergillus oryzae RIB40
Lineage: Eukaryota; Fungi; Ascomycota; Eurotiomycetes; Eurotiales; Aspergillaceae
Exons: 2
Coding region: 1-855 (284 amino acids)
Source: RefSeq, a predicted model, not a curated record
AUGUCCAACACAAACCAACCCCCACCAAAGAAAACAACACCAACCCCCCAAAACCACCUCACCUUCGAUUCCUGGAAUAGCUGCGCCACGGGCCACCAACGGGCCGAUUCCUCAACAGGAACCGCCUGGCGACGAACAAGAGAAGAGAAACUCGCUCGACAGUUCAAUUCCGCAUCGGGAGACUGCACAGAUUCUCUGGGGGGUGUUACAUCCCUUCUCAAAGAAGAGAAAGGGGAAUGGGUAUGGGCUCAUACAAAAAAUCGGGGUGAAUCAAGGGAUCCAGGACAGCGGGAUAUUCGGUCUAUGAUGCGUGUCGGGAAGCGUUCGAGGGAUGUGUCUGAUGCGGGAAAGGAUCAGGAUUCGUCCGAGAGGAAGUUGAAGGUUUCGAAAGUCGCCGGUUUGGGGGUGGAUGCGUCCAUGGGUUCUUUGGAUGAGUUGUUGCUGCCGCCGCCGCCGCCGUCGUCAUUAUCGGCCCAGGUCAAGGAUGUACCGCAGGUUUUUAAGGGCGUUACGGUUUAUAUUAACAGCACUUAUCAUCCUGGUGUCUCGGAUCACUAUUUGAAACGGCUCCUUACCAUGCAUGGGGCUGCGGUUUCCCUGUCGCUUUCGAGGAAGGUCUCCCAUGUUAUUGUUGCGAAGCCUAAUACGGGGCCUGGGAUGGGCUCCGGUGGGGGCCUUGCGGCCUCGAAGUUACAGAAGGAGAUCUCACGGGGUGGGUGGAAGGGGAUCAAAAUUGUUUUCGUUGAAUGGGCCCUGGAGAGUAUCGAGGCUGGGAAGCGGCUGUCUGAGGCUAGGUUUGCGAUGGAGAUCAUGCCAAAGGGGCAAAGGAGUGUUCUGUCUUUUACUGGCAUCUGA